Molecule: messenger RNA, 453 nt
Organism: Pistacia vera
Lineage: Eukaryota; Viridiplantae; Streptophyta; Magnoliopsida; Sapindales; Anacardiaceae
Exons: 1
Coding region: 1-453 (150 amino acids)
Source: RefSeq, a predicted model, not a curated record
AUGAGACUCCACAUUAGAUCUAUAGAAUAUAACUUGUGGAAAAUAGUUGAGCAAGGGAAUUUUGUUCCCAUGAAUGAGUCAACGGCCCUUGCCAAAGAUGAAGAACAUUAUACGACCGAAGAUGAAAAGAAAUUGAUUCUAAAUGAUAAAGCUCUUAACAUCUUGUUUUGCGCUCUUGAUUCUACAGAGUUUGGAAGAGUUUUGGCAUGCGAAACAACUGAAGAUGCUUGGGAAAGUCUUCAAACCACUCAUGAAGGAACAAGUCAAGUGAAGGAAUCAAAGAUUGAGAUGUUAUUCCGUGACUAUGAGUUGUUUGGGAUGAAAACUAGAGAAAGCAUCAUUGACAUAUACAAGAGAUUCUCUAACCUAAUAAAUGAUCUCAAAGGUCUUGGAAAGAGUUUUGCAACUCUUGAGCUUGUGAAGAAAAUUCUUUGUUCAUUGCCGGAAAGUUGA